Molecule: messenger RNA, 6330 nt
Organism: Oreochromis niloticus (Nile tilapia)
Lineage: Eukaryota; Metazoa; Chordata; Actinopteri; Cichliformes; Cichlidae
Exons: 2
Coding region: 436-6306 (1956 amino acids)
Biological process (GO): DNA integration
Molecular function (GO): nucleic acid binding
Source: RefSeq, a predicted model, not a curated record
UAAGGAGGUUGUUAGAAAGCCCACUGUUUAUAUGUUAUUUGCUUGGUUGAAGUGUUAUGGUUUGUUUAUAAAUAAGUGUUUGUGCUGUGGAAAUUGAUAUGUCCUACGUCAUUGAACUCACCAUAUCUACGCUGACGCUCCUUGAAUGCACCACUCUGUGCCGUGUGCUGCUAGUCUGCCUUUGUAGCUGCUAAUAGCCAGCCUUUUUCCUUUUGUCCUCUCACCAGCAUCUCGUGGGUUUUGGUUUAUUGCUGUGUGUGAAUGCCAGAAGACCACAGCUGAAUAAAUCUCCUAAACUUGGAAGCUGCCUCCGUGUUCUUUGACCGGAACACACCCACCAUACCUUGCCGCUCUAAAUCAAAUCAGCUAACUCCCGGAGACAACAUUCUCUCCAUUUUAUGGUCCUUCGAGCCGGAUUAGAGUACUGAUCAAGGUAUGGAACAGACAGAUGUCCAGGCUGACUCAGCACCCCCACGUGUUUCGCAGAGAGAGCGACGGCCACCUGCUUACCUGAACGAUUAUGAGGUUUCAACACUCCCUCUUGAGGGACAAACCCAAACCACGCAACCGGCUACCGCUUCCCAGUGUUCACAUGGAGGUAAAACACGCUCAUCCCAGAGGAGCUCCAGCUCCAGGUCCACAAGGGCAUCACGCUCGUCGAUAGGCAGAUUCCCUUCCCACGCAUUAUCAGAACUGGAAACAGCCCAGCUCGAAGAGCGAGUAAAGCAGAUGGAACUUGAGGAAUUCCAACAGCACCUAGAAGAGGAUCAACAAGUCGAAUAUGAAUGUCAACGACUUCAAGCUCAAGCCAGAGAGGCCCAGCAGCUACAGGAAGAAGCCAUUAGAACCCAAGAGGCGUUGACCAGACAGCUGGAGAGGCGACGACAGCUAAAGAAGAGGGUAAACGAGUUGGAGAUAGCCAAGAUGGUUACUUCUCUCCUUAAAGAGAAAGCACAAGAACCCAGCGGUUCCAGAGUCUCACCAUGCCCAUCGGAGGAUAGGAAUUCGAGCACCCAUGCAGCCCUACCUUCAGUCGGUCCUGUGCGUCGGUCUCCCGAACCGCUAGUCAUUCAACCCUCAACACUUACCGUGACUCAGCCUCCAGCGCCCAUGGUAGCUCCACCUCCAGUAACCAUGGCCUCGCAUCUAUUGCAUUCUCAGUGCACGCCCCAAGUGCUGCACCCAACUGUUCCAGCUGGACUUCGGUCUACUACCUUUGCACCUGAUACAUCUUACCAGGCAUCUACUCCAUUCUCAGGUCAGCCAUCGCAGUAUGCUCGUGCAGCCUGCAGCAACCCUGCCGAAGCAGAGUUAUUUUGCACACCUAAGUCCGAGCUACCGACAGCUAAUGCGUACCCUUUCCUCGCCACAGGGUAUGGCAUUCCCAAGCCUAUGAUUCCCUCCUUUGAGAGUGGCCGUGAAAGUGACUUUGCCUUAUUGAAAAUGGCCCUUGACAACCUGUUGAACAGUCAUCCACACCUGAAUGAGCAGUAUAAAUAUCAAGUGCUGCUUGGGCACCUACAGCUACCUAGUGCAAUCCAGCUAGCUAAGGCAUACAUGCAUGACCCAACGCCGUACACCACGGCCAUGCACGCCCUGCAGGACAAGUAUGGGCAACCCCGUCAGCUCGUCCAAAGUGAAUUGGGCAUCAUUCUGAAUGCUCCAGCUAUCAAAUUCGGCGACGCAGAAGCCUUUGAUGCAUUUGCCUUGUCUAUCCAAUCUCUAGUAGGGAUGCUUAGGACACUGGAGGGCCAGAACGGCUUUGAGCUAAGAUGUGGGUCUCAUGUCGACCGACUACUGAGUAAGAUGCCACCCAGUUAUCGCGAUGGGUUUGUAGAGCAUUGCCUGAACCAAGGCAUUCUUCGGACAGGUACUGACCAAACCUAUACCCUGCCUGAUCUGAGUUCCUGGCUGCAGAUGAAAUCCCAAGCGAAGCGCAUCGCAGGUAGAGCUGCUUCACUCUAUAGUCCUGAAGCUUAUAAGCCAAUCAAGAAAGACCAGCGUCUUCCCAAUAAACCAAAGGAGAAAUCGACAGCCUUCUUCCUGACUUCCCGGGAAACCCCCCGCUCAGAAGGGAGUUCUGUCCGACCAAAGUCCUCAUCCAGACCAAAGCCAUACUGUCCCCGCUGCGAGAAUAAGGAGCAUUUCCUGAACACUUGUGUAGAGUUUAAGAAACUGACCACUGACCAGAUGGUGAGGUGGUUAACUGAUGAACAGCGGUGCUGGAAAUGUGGAAGAACUCACCAGCCGGAGGUUUGCACCCUCAAACGACCCUGUAAUACCUGCAGAGAGCAACACCUGACUGUACUGCAUGAUGCGGUCCAGCAGAUCCAGAAGAAUGUGCUCAUGAUGACUGCUCCGACUACAACAGUGUACUUGGAUAGGCCAAACCGUUCCCCCAAGGUGAUGCUGAAGGUUGUAAAGGUCUUGCUGUACAACAGGGACCAAACAUUGGAGACUCAUGCAAUACUUGAUGAUGGCUCCGAACGAAGCAUCAUUUUACCACAAGCUGUUCGACGCUUAAAGCUCACCCCAGAGCCCGAGACACUUACCCUGCGGACCGUCCACCAAGAGGUAGUGCAGCUUCGUGGCGCCUCAGUUUCCUUCCAAGUGUCCUCCCCCUACAAACCUGGGGAGAAGUAUCAUAUACAGAAGGCAUUCACCGCCGAUGCCCUUGGUCUCUCAGAACAUUCCUAUCCGGUGAGGAUUCUACAACGCCGCUAUAAACACCUGCGUGACUUACCUCUGCCUUUGGUAGAUCAUGUUCAACCUCUGCUGCUUAUCGGCUCCGACAUGCCUCAUCUCCUGGCACCUACAGAACCAGUUCAUCUGGGCCCGACAGGGGGACCCAUCGCCGUCCAUACCAAGCUUGGUUGGUCGCUCCAAGGUCCCAUCAGUAUUGACCAGACUCCUGCAACUGAGCAGCAGUGCCUGUUCACAGCAACAGUUGUGCCAAACAGUGAGCUUUUCAGGAAUGUUGAGCGUCUCUGGCAGAUUGAUACGCUGCCUUAUGUGAGCGAGAAGCAGGUAACCCGAUCGAAGCAAGAUCAGCAAGCUCUAAACCUACUCCAGACAUCCACCAUCAGGGUCACUGUCGAUGGGACACAGAGGUAUGCCACACCACUGCUUCGUCGCACCAACUCCGCCACACUUCAAGCUCCUAUGGAAGCAGUCUUGCCAAGUCUGCGCAGCACAGAGAGGAGACUUGUCAAAGACCCACAACGCGCCGAAGUAUAUUGUCAGGAGAUUCAGAAGCUAGAGAAGUUGGGCUAUGUAGCUGUGGUGCCACAUGAGAUAGCUGGAACCACUGCGGAGUCCUGGUUCAUACCUCACCACAUGGUGCGACACAAUAACAAGGACAGGAUCGUCUUUGACUGCUCUUUCCAGUAUGAAGGGAAGUCUCUCAACUCUAUUCUCCUCCCUGGACCUGCCUUAGGUCCAUCGUUGCUAGGAGUUCUUCUUCGGUUUCGACAGUAUCCAGUUGCUGUGAGUGGCGACAUCAAAGGUAUGUUCCACCAGAUACGCCUUUUGCCAGCAGACAAACCAGUGCUACGCUUCCUCUGGCGGGACAUGAAGAGGGAUGAAGAGCCGAAGAUCUAUGAAUGGCAAGUGCUGCCAUUUGGCACGACAUGCAGUCCUUGCUGCGCCAUCUAUGCAUUGCAGCAGCAUGUCCGGGACACUUGUAGGUCCAAUCAUGACCUCGUUGAUUGUGUAGAGCAGUCGUUCUACGUGGAUAACUGCCUCCGCAGCACCCACUCCCAAGAGGAAGCUAAGGCCCUAGUCGACAGUCUGCGCCAGCUGCUCCACACCGGGGGCUUUGAGAUGCGUCAAUGGGCCAGCAACAUCCCUGCUGUCAUUGAACAUCUUCCAUCCGAUGUCAGAUCUGAGAGUAGUGACCUAUGGCUCUCUCAGUCUAGCACAGACCUUUGGGAGCCAGCUCUGGGACUGACAUGGGAUUGCCUUCGUGACUCCUUCAAAUACAGACAUCAAAUGGGGGAGAGAACUGAACCCACACUGAGGAACGUCUACAAAACACUUGCGUGUCAGUACGAUCCGCUAGGUUAUAUAGUACCAUUCACCACACGGGCCAAGAUUCUGGUACAGGAUCUUUGGAAGGAGCAGCUCGGCUGGGACGACCCGAUCCAGCCACCUAGCCUUCGUGACAGAUGGCUUGCCUGGGAAAAGGAGAUUCCUGAUCUUAUCCACGUGGAAGUCCCCAGAUGUUAUGCACCAGCAUCUGCUGAUUCAUCUGCUUCAAGUAGAGAUCUUCACAUCUUUUGCGACGCUUCCGAGAGAGCAUAUGGGUCUGUCGCUUACCUGCGGACAGAAACUGCUCAGAAGGAAGUCUAUGUCGCCUUUGUGAUGGCUAGAUCCCGGGUGGCUCCAAAGAAACAGCUGUCCAUGCCGCGGUUGGAACUGAGUGCCGCUCUCACUGGUGCACAACUAGCUGGUCUCCUUCAAGCUGAGCUCACGCUGCCCAUUCGAAAGGUCGUUCUCUGGUCGGACUCCACUACCGUUCUCCACUGGAUCAAGUCAGAAUCUUGCAGCUAUAAAGUUUUUGUGGGCACGCGGGUGGCAGAGAUCCAGAGUCUUACAGAUGGGAGUACCUGGAGAUAUGUGGAUAGUGCGAAUAACCCUGCUGAUGACAUUACCCGGGGCAAGACCUUGAGGGAGCUGUCACGACCACACCGGUGGCACCAAGGCCCUGAAUUUUUAUGUCGAUCCGAGGAGCAUUGGCCGACCAGCCCACCAGCAUAUCCAGAGCCAGAGGAUGGCGAGCUGAAGAAAUCAUAUUUCUGUGGACAGGUUAGGGUCAACUCCUGCCCUCAACUUCCUGAAAUCAGCAUGUUCUCCACCUGGAAGGAUCUCAUCAAGACAACAGCGCGGUCCCUACAUGGGGCGGCUGACCCAAACUCAAGCUCGCCCAGUGAAGCAGACGAUUACAUCAAAGCUGAGAUACUCCUCCUGAUGAAGGCUCAGUCAGAAUCAUUCCCGGAGGAGGCCAAGGCACUUAGGUCUGGCAGACCAUUGCCAACCAACAGCCGUUUGAACUCCUUAUCACCCGAAUAUGAUAAGGAUACGGAACUCAUCAGAGUUGGUGGAAGGUUACGAAGGGUUGAGCAGCUGGAGCUAGACACCAUCCACCCAAUCAUACUAGACCCAAAACAUCCUCUGACUAAGCUCAUCAUCCAGGAUUUUGAUGAGACCCUCCUUCAUCCUGGACCAGAAAGAGUGUUGGCUGAACUACGUCGCCGGUUCUGGAUCCUCCGGGGGAGGGAAGCAGUCAGACGGUAUCAGAGGGACUGCAGGCAGUGUCAGGCUUGGCGUGCCAAUCCUUCCAUCCCGAAGAUGGCAGAUCUGCCACCAGCUCGUCUGCGACUGUAUAAACCACCCUUUUAUUCGACUGGAGUCGAUUGUUUCGGACCCUUUACUGUGAAAAUUGGACGUCGAACAGAGAAGCGUUGGGGCAUAGUCUUCAAGUGCAUGACGACCCGUUGUGUGCAUCUGGACCUCCUCGAGAGUCUUGACACUGACUCCUUUCUGAUGUCGUUAAGGCGCUUCAUUGCCAGAAGAGGCAAACCUUUUGAGCUCCUGUGUGACAACGGGACAAAUUUUGUCGGUGGAGCCCGAGAGCUCCAUGAGGCCUUUGAGACCAUGGCGCCUCAGUUGAAGGAGCGUUUGGCAGAGCAGCAGAUUGCUUUCCGUUUCAACCCUCCCAGUGCUCCUCACUUCGGUGGCGCCUGGGAGAGAGAGGUCAGGUCCGUGAAAACUGCUCUUAAGGUCGUACUCAAGGAGCAGACGGUCCCUGAAACUGUGCUUCGUACGGUCCUUGUGGAAGUGGAGGGCAUCGUAAAUGCUAAGCCUCUCGGCUACGUCUCAUCAGACAUAGCAGAUCCAGACCCCAUCACACCUAACAUCCUGCUUAUGGGACGCUAUGAUGCAUCACUCCCUCAAGUGGUUUACGAUCCCAGCAACCUUAUCGGAAGUCGCAGAUGGAGACAUAGUCAAGUUCUUGUCGACCAUUUCUGGUCCCGAUUCACCCGUCACUACCUGCCUAUCUUGCAAGAGAGACAGAAGUGGCAGAAGGAGGCGGAGUGUCUCAAACCGGACCAAGUGGUGCUCAUAGUUGAUCCUCAGCUCCCAAGAGCUUUAUGGCCUGUUGGUAAGGUAACGACUACUUACCCUGGAGCUGAUGGACGCAUCCGGACUGCUGCCGUUAAGGUCAAAGAUCGAACGUAUAUUCGACCAGUAGCCCGCUUGGUCUCACUCCCUAUGCUUGAAGAUGAUAAGGAUCCACAUACCUAAGUGGCCUUUCCACCUUGGAUUCGA